GUGUUUAGCACGUCUGCGCUGGGUGAGGUCUGACAGGCAGCGGCUCCUCUCAACAGUGAGAGUGACACUCUUUAUUUAUCUACAAACUGCUGUAAUAAUAACUAUGUUCAGGUAAAAUACGUAAUAACAUGUCAAAUAGGCCGUAAACGCAAAGAAAGGAUAUUUAAAAAAAGUGUUCUUAUGUUGAAAUCUGGUUUUUAUAAGACUCCCUGCACCGGUUGGGCGGGUUCCUGCACCGUCCGGGACGCGCAGGUGAGCAAAUCAGACAAACACAAGCGAGAGUGAUUUUUUUUUCUUGCCGUCGUCUUUUUAUGACGUAGAAGAAAAGCGACCCACACACACACGCCGCCGGUGUUUUUUACAGCAUUAUGGCGACUGUACGAGUCAGUGAGGCGGAGAAAGUCUACAUUUUACACGGAAUACGGGAUGAUCUGAGGGUGGAUGGACGAGGCUGCGAGGACUACAGACACGUGGAGAUAGAGACUGACGUGGUGUCCAACACUGACGGAUCUGCUAAAGUUACACUGGGCCACACUGCAGUGCUGGUUGGGAUUAAGGCCGAUAUUGGCAAACCGACGCCCCUAAUACCUAAUGAAGGUUACCUGGAGUUCUUUGUUGACUGUUCGGCCAAUGCAACCCCCGAGUUUGAGGGCAGAGGAGGCGACGAGCUGGGGACGGAGUUGAGCAACACUCUCUACAAAGUGUUCAACAACAAACACAGUGUGGACCUGAAGAGUCUGUGUAUCAGUGCAGGAGAACACUGCUGGGUGCUCUACGUGGACGUGCUGCUCCUGCAGUGCGAUGGAAACUUGUACGAUGCCAUUUCAAUAGCGAUCAAAGCAGCACUCUUCAACACAAAAAUUCCCAAAGUGCACAUCUCCGCAGAUGAGGAGGGGGCAAAGGAAAUUGAGCUGUCGGACGACCCGUAUGACUGCGUGAGACUGAAUGUAGAAAACGUCCCCUGUAUCGUGACCUUGUGCAAGGUGGGCCACAGACACGUGGUGGACGCGACGCUGCAGGAGAAGGCGUGCUCGGUGGCGAGCCUCAUCAUCUCGGUCACAAACAAGGGCACGGUCACCUGCACGAGGAAGGUGGGCGGAGGCAGCUUGGAUCCAGAGAGCAUCUUUGAAAUGACACAGGCCGGUAAACGGGUCGGUAAAGCUCUUCAUGCUCCACUCAUGAAGCUGCUGCGGCAGGAGGAGAGUUUGGGAAAGAAGAGACAGAAGGUCGGCUUCCUUGGUUAGGACUGUAGCUACAUGAUGUGUGCACAUGUAAAUGUAGUUUU
Messenger RNA from Pleuronectes platessa (European plaice), 1285 nucleotides. It is a transcript of the gene exosc7, whose product is annotated as exosome component 7. The transcript is spliced from 8 exons. Gene Ontology annotation, biological process: nuclear mRNA surveillance; U1 snRNA 3'-end processing; nuclear polyadenylation-dependent mRNA catabolic process. The record is from RefSeq and is a predicted model, not a curated record. Gene Ontology annotation, cellular component: nuclear exosome (RNase complex); cytoplasmic exosome (RNase complex). Lineage: Eukaryota; Metazoa; Chordata; Actinopteri; Pleuronectiformes; Pleuronectidae. The coding region runs from base 369 to 1244 and encodes 291 amino acids.